Molecule: messenger RNA, 562 nt
Organism: Porites lobata
Lineage: Eukaryota; Metazoa; Cnidaria; Anthozoa; Scleractinia; Poritidae
Source: the annotation of a GenBank genome assembly
AAAUCAAAUUCUGAGAGAACGAAAAUAUCCAAGAGCAAUACAAGGAAACCUAUCCAAAGCUACGAAGAUGCCAGUCCAGUUAGCACCCGCGAUUGGAAUCGACCUUGGAACAACGUACUCCUGUGUUGGAGUUUUUCAGCAUGGUAUGGUAAAGUGGAGAUAAUUGCCAACGACCAAGGCAAUCGCACAACUCCUAGUUAUGUUGCCUUCACGGAAACUGAACGCUUGAUUGGAGAUUCGGCAAAGAACCAAGCAACGUUAAACCCAAGCAACACUAUACUUGACAUUUGACGACCCAACACCGAACCCAACAGUGCAAUCGAUCGAACCGAAACUGGAAUUCGCCUUUUCAAGUCAUCAAAGAGUCUGGUACCAUGGGCCGAAGAUAGGUGUACAGAGUAAGGGAGCGUUGAAAACUUUUGUCUUUUACCCCAGAGAAAAUGGUUUUAUGGUGCUCAAAAAGAUGAAAAAAAAACAGCAGAGGCUUACUUGGGACAGAAAGUCACUGAUGCAUUCUUACUGUGCCUGCAUAUUUCAACGGCUCUCAGACACAGGUCACUAA